CCGAGAGGAAGUGGAGAGCAUAAUCCAGUACGAGAGCUCGCGGUUUCAACGAGCUCUGCUCUCGAUUCCUUCUUCGUCCCAUCUCUCUCUCCUUCCCUUAUAUAUAAUCUCCAUCUUCUCCUCUCCAUCAUUCACUCUCUCUUUCUCUUGAUCUUCAUGGAUUUGAAGCUUCCUUUUUCUGGAGAGGUUGGAGCUGUCUCCUUCCUCGAUGCCCAAAAGAGCCCCUUCCGCCAGCUCAGAGUGGGAUUUUGCACAAUGCAGAAGAAGGUGACAAGUUCAUCUAGGAAAGUUUUUUGCUCAUUGCAGCAGCCUCCUGCCCCAGCUUGGCCAGGCCGAGCUGUUCCAGACCCGGGGCGCAAAUCAUGGGAUGGCCCCAAGCCAAUAUCUAUUGUUGGAUCCACUGGUUCAAUUGGUACUCAGACAUUGGACAUAGUGGCUGAGAAUCCAGAAAAGUUCAAAGUGGUUGCACUUGCAGCUGGUUCAAAUGUGACUCUUUUGGCUGAUCAGGUGAAAACAUUUAAACCUCAACUGGUUUCAGUUAAAAAUGCCUCUUUAGUUGCUGAGCUUAAAGAAGCUUUGGCUGAUUCUGAUCACAAGCCAGAAAUUAUUCCUGGUGAGGAAGGCAUUGUGGAGGUUGCUCGCCACCCGGAUGCUGUCUCAGUAGUUACAGGAAUAGUGGGUUGUGCAGGCUUGAAGCCUACUGUUGCUGCCAUUGAGGCUGGAAAAGACAUAGCUCUUGCAAACAAAGAGACCCUCAUAGCCGGAGGACCAUUUGUGCUACCACUUGCACACAAGCACAAUGUGAAGAUACUUCCUGCAGAUUCGGAACAUUCUGCAAUCUUCCAGUGUAUCCAGGGCUUGCCGGAGGGGGCACUUCGACGUAUCAUUUUGACUGCAUCUGGUGGUGCUUUCAGGGACUGGCCAGUUGAAAAGUUGAAGGAAGUGAAAGUUGCUGAUGCUUUAAAACAUCCAAACUGGAGCAUGGGAAAGAAGAUCACUGUUGACUCUGCCACUCUUUUCAACAAGGGUCUAGAAGUUAUUGAAGCACAUUAUUUGUUUGGUGCCGAUUACGACCAUAUAGAGAUUGUCAUACACCCACAGUCCAUCAUACACUCAAUGAUUGAGACACAGGAUUCAUCUGUUCUAGCUCAGCUAGGACUGCCUGAUAUGCGUCUGCCAAUCCUCUACACAUUAUCAUGGCCGGACAGAAUUUACUGCUCUGAGGUCACUUGGCCCCGUCUUGACCUUUGCAAGAUUGGUUCUCUAACAUUCAAAGCUCCUGAUAAUGCGAAAUACCCAUCCAUGGAUCUUGCCUACGCCGCCGGUCGGGCCGGAGGCACCAUGACUGGAGUCCUCAGUGCUGCUAAUGAGAAAGCUGUGGAGAUGUUUCUCGAUGAAAAGAUUAGUUAUCUGGACAUUUUCAAGGUUGUGGAGGUCACCUGUGAAGCACAUAUGAAGGAACUGGUGAUCAGUCCUUCACUUGAAGAGAUAAUUCAUUAUGAUUUAUGGGCCAGGGAUUAUGCAGCCACCUUGCAAAAAUUAGCUGGUUUGAGUCCUCUCCCUGCUUAAUUAAACCCUGUGCUUGAGAAAAUGUCCAUCAAUGAUCAAUUACCAUUCAGCCUAGUUCACAAACUUUGUAUGUGAAGCACCCUAGUGUGCUUGCAGAGUG
This is a messenger RNA of Dioscorea cayenensis subsp. rotundata (Guinea yam), 1669 nucleotides long. RefSeq names its product 1-deoxy-D-xylulose 5-phosphate reductoisomerase, chloroplastic. The coding region runs from base 157 to 1569 and encodes 470 amino acids. The record is from RefSeq and is a predicted model, not a curated record. Lineage: Eukaryota; Viridiplantae; Streptophyta; Magnoliopsida; Dioscoreales; Dioscoreaceae. Gene Ontology annotation, biological process: isoprenoid biosynthetic process. The transcript is spliced from 12 exons. Gene Ontology annotation, molecular function: NADPH binding; manganese ion binding; 1-deoxy-D-xylulose-5-phosphate reductoisomerase activity.